Molecule: messenger RNA, 539 nt
Organism: Aedes aegypti (yellow fever mosquito)
Lineage: Eukaryota; Metazoa; Arthropoda; Insecta; Diptera; Culicidae
Product: bolA-like protein 3
Exons: 3
Coding region: 154-477 (107 amino acids)
Source: RefSeq, a predicted model, not a curated record
AAGCAAAGAUCUGUUUCAUAACAAUCGUCGGUCCGGCGCCGCAAGUUCCACAACAUUUUUAUGCUGCUCGCAGCAUCGUUUCUGCUCCGGAAAAAAGUGCAAAUUAUCUGUUGUUCUUCAAAUUGAUAGUGUUAAGGUUAAAUUUUAGUCAUAAUGAGCGGUCAAAUGAUGCGGCUUGCCGGGAAGCGAUACAUUUCGAUCUUGAGUCGAGUUUGGUCAGGAACAAACGGAGCAGCCAAAAAUUCAGAAGAUGCCCUCCGAAAAACACUUCAGAACAAAUUUCCGCAGGCCAAAAGCGUGAUGGUGAACGAUAUCUCCGGUGGCUGUGGCUCAAUGUACGAAAUCUACGUAGAGGCCAUCGAGUUCAAGGGGCUGUCUACAGUGAAGCAACACCGGCUGAUAACGGAAACCCUAAAAAGCGAAAUCAAAGACAUGCACGGCCUCAGGAUACAUACGGCAGUGCCGCCCAGUGAGUGAACCGAAACGGCGUAGAAGAUUGUAAAACAACCAAUAAACGUUAUACUGUGAUCCCCCCAAAA